Messenger RNA from Megachile rotundata (alfalfa leafcutting bee), 10009 nucleotides. RefSeq names its product proteoglycan-like sulfated glycoprotein papilin (gene Ppn). Gene Ontology annotation, cellular component: extracellular region; extracellular matrix. Lineage: Eukaryota; Metazoa; Arthropoda; Insecta; Hymenoptera; Megachilidae. Gene Ontology annotation, biological process: extracellular matrix organization; proteolysis. Gene Ontology annotation, molecular function: serine-type endopeptidase inhibitor activity; metalloendopeptidase activity. The record is from RefSeq and is a predicted model, not a curated record.
CUCUUCGUGUACCGCGCUUCUUUCGAUCAGUUUUCUCUCGCGAGUUGCACGCGCGUGUCCUUUCGCGAGGACUCGAGUAUCGGUCCUUCGUACACGAGACGCGAAUUAACGCAGGAUACACGGAGAUUUAUCGGCCAGGAUCCCCGCUGGACGGGUUGCCUAUCAUCCGUCACGAUGCGCCCUCGAUGCACACGAUUCCUAGCACAUAAAACGCAUAAGGAAUGCGCAUUGUCAGCGUGUGUGAGUAUAAAAGAGAGCCAUCCGAGCGAUGCAGUUGUUAAGGAAGAGCAGGACCACCAGGAGGUCUCUGUUUAGAAAUGGAAAAGAGUGUAAACGAAACGUAACAGUCUGUGAAAGACAUGAAGCAAAGAAGUCCCGAAGAGGGUGUAGGAGGGGGAGUAAAGAAAUUGACGGUGACUCGAGUGUCAGAAGGCCGCAGGCUCGUGGUCCCUGACCGGUCGACGCAGCCUCCUCCCGGUUCCAGAGAAUCAGAGUCACGUUCAGUCAGUGGCCGACUCCCGUACGCGAAGGUGGUGCGCGUUUCUCGUUCGUUCAACACUAGUGUCGAGAGGGCUUUUCCGGUUUCACUGCGUGCUUCCCGAUCCUCAGCGGGAAUGACGACCACUAGCAGCACGUGGUCGUCGGUGCUUCUCGUAUUUAUAAUAGGGCUAUUCGUGCACGACACCCUUGCUAAACACCAGCACCACAUAAAAUUGAGGCAUCAGAGACAUCGUCGACAGCAUGGGGAUAGCUAUCUGCCUAGCAGUUUCGUGCUGGACACGGACGAGCCUGAACGAGGGACAUGGGGACCGUGGUCGUCACCCAGCUCCUGUUCCAGAUCCUGUGGAGGUGGUGUCGCUCAUCAAACCAGACAGUGUCUCGAUAUAGACGAGAAUGGGUACAGCAGGUGCACAGGGUCGACGAGACGAUUCUUCUCCUGUAAUAUUCAGGAUUGUCCAGGAGAGCAGAAGGACUUCCGAGCAGAGCAAUGCGCCGAAUUCAACAGCGUACCUUUCGAGGGAGCCUACUACGAUUGGAUCCCCUACACCGGUGGGCCGAACAAGUGCGAAUUGAAUUGCAUGCCCCGUGGCGAGCGUUUCUUCUACAGGCACAAAUUGAUGGUGGUCGACGGUACACCAUGCGAAUCGGAGAAGAACGACGUUUGCGUCGGGGGCAAAUGCAUGCACGUUGGAUGCGAUAUGAUGCUGGGAAGCGAUGUGAGGGAAGAUGCUUGCAGAGAGUGUGGCGGAGACGGGUCAAAUUGCAACACCGUUUCCGGUUUGUUCGACACCGACGAUCUGCAAGCAGGGUACAUCGAUAUCAUACUGAUUCCCAAGAGCGCCACAAACAUCGUGAUAAAGGAACUAGAACCAUCGAACAAUUACCUGGCGAUUAGAAAUACCACCGGAUACUACUAUUUGAACGGAAACUGGAGAAUAGAUUUUCCACGUAGCUUGAAGUUUGCUGGAUCCAUAUUCCAUUAUUCAAGGGACCCUCAAGGUUUCUCGGCACCGGACACCAUCACUGCCUUGGGACCUACCAGUGAGCCAAUUUACGUGGUGUUAUUGUACCAGGACCACAACGUCGGCGUGCAUUACGAAUACAGUAUACCAAAAAGAAUUUCGCAGCAAACGGACGCUGACAGCUACGCUUGGAUAACCGAUGAAUUUUCCAGCUGCAGUUCCUCGUGCGGAGGAGGUUACCAAUCGAGACGAAUAGCCUGUGUGCGAAGAAGAGACAGCCAACCCGUGGAUGAGAGCCUCUGUGAUCCACAGAUGGAACCGGACGACACUCAGGCUUGUAGCCCAGAGCCUUGUCCACCUGUGUGGGUGGAGGGCGAGUGGAGUCCUUGUAGCAAACACUGCGGGGAAGGAGGUGAACAGCAGAGGGAGAUCAAAUGCGAGCAGGUCAUCUCUGGAGGAAUCCCUACGGUGGUGGACGAUAGUCAGUGUCUGGAGAAGGUGGGACCAAAAGGACCGACUAGCCAGGAGUGUAACAAGGAUGUACCGUGCCCUCAGUUUCAUGUUGGUCCAUGGAAACCGUGCGACCAUUUGUGCGGCCCUGGCAAACAAACUAGGAGAGUGACCUGUUAUAAGAAGGUAGAGGGCAAGAUCGAGGUCCUGGAGGACGAUGCCUGCGAGGGAGAGGUUCCAGAACGUGAGAAACCUUGCGAAUUGAGACCCUGUGCUGGUCUCGACUGGGUCACUUCGGACUGGAGUGGUUGUGACGAUAGAUGUGGUCUGACACAAGAAACAAGAACGACCCACUGUGCCACUCAAGACGGUACCGUUUACCCAGACGAAAAGUGCGACCCCGAAAAGAAGCCAGAAUUGAACCGCGAAUGCGAGAGCAAGAAAGAGUGCGACUUCCUUUGGUUCGCCUCCCAAUGGAGCGAUUGCUCCGCCAGCUGUGGCUCCGGUGUGCAAACACGUAAAGUGUUCUGCGGAACUUUCGACGACGAAACGGUGAAGAAAGUACCUGACGAAAAGUGUGACGCGAGCAAGAAAUUCAACGACACGAAGAACUGUACCGCUGAAGAAGAGUGCAAAGGUGAAUGGUUCGCUGGUCCAUGGAGCAAGUGCUCGAAACCGUGCGGCAGCGGCAUGAUGAGCCGCAAGGUGAUUUGCAUGAAGGACAACGUGACGGUCUCGACAGGCUGCGACGCAAGCACGAUCAUGUUCGCCACGGAAAAUUGCAAUGAUCAACCUUGCGAAGAAGAUGAGGUAAUACCAGUUCAACCGGACAAGAUCAAAGACCUCACUGACGAGGACGAGGAAUGUGAAGUGUACGAGGAUGAAGACUUUGUUACUGUUUCUUCGAGUUUCGCAGCUAGUGACAAAUCCAGCGACGACUCAGACCUGACAGAGGCAACACCCUUGAGUUCGCCAGAUACCAGGUCAUCCACAGCGAGCGACAUAUACGAUUUGAUGCCCGGCGAUGGUCCGAAAACCAGAAGCGACAUACCUCCCGGGGAGACGGGAAGUGGCGAAGGAAGUAGCCCAGAUUUCACCGAUUUCCUCAGUGGAACGUACACGUCGGAAUUCGAGACCACCUUCGAGGGUAGCGGAACAGACGAGACGACGGAAGAGGGUGAGUCCACGACCGGAAUCACGGAAUCCGAGGUCACCGACGAAACUGUCGAGGGAUCGACCAUGGGUUCCACCGACGACUCGACUAUUGAGAUAUCAGGGACACUUUCUUCCGGUGAAACUGAUGAGACAACUGAAUCCGGUAUGACGGAUUCGAGCGAUCUAACUUCUGAGUCAUCGGAAUCGACAAGUUCUUCCGAAAGUGGAGCCACAGAAGAAAGUACAGUUUCGUCGAUGACGGAAUCGACGGAAACGGAAGUAACCGGGUCGUCUGAGUCCACAGAAUCUGGUCCAACUACAUCUUCUUCAGAAACUGAGAGCACCGUCACUCAAGAAUCUGAAUCAACCAUAUUGGAGUCAUCCACUGUAGAAGGAAGUACCGAAUCGGGUGCUACCGAAGGAUCCACCGAAUCAGGAGCCACAGAAGCAUCAGAGCCCACAGAGGUAUCAGGCACCGAGGAAUCCACAGAAUCUGGAGCUACAACAGAGUCUGGAGCCACAGAAGCAACGGAAUCUGGAGCAACAACCGAGACCACUGAAUCUGGUCUCACGGAGACUACCGAGUCUGGAAUGACUACGGAGUCUGGUAUGACUACCGAGUCUGGAAUGACUACUGAAUCUGGAAUGACUACGGAGUCUGGUAUGACAACAGAGUCUGGAAUGACUACGGAGUCUGGUAUGACAACAGAGUCUGGCAUGACAACGGAGUCUGGAAUGACAACGGAAUCUGGAAUGACUACCGAGUCUGAAAUGACAGAGUCUGGAAUGACAACGGAAUCUGGAAUGACAACAGAGUCGGGAAUGAGUACGGAGUCGGGAAUGACUACCGAAUCGGGCGAAACCACAGUAGAAGCUAGUACAGUUUCCGGAGAAACUACGGAGUCUGGAGCAACGACCGAAAGUGGUGAAACCACUGUGUCUGGAGCUACCGAAACAACCGUUUCUGGACUGACGCCAGUAACCGAGGAGGAAGAGACUGAGAUGACCGAGAAAACUCACAUAUCUGAGAUCUGGACAACAGUCAGUCCAGAAGAGACAACUCGCAAACGCCGCAUAUGCAAGGUACCCAAAAAGAAGAAGACCUGCAAGACCUCGCCCUUCGGCUGCUGUUACGACGGAGUCACUGCAGCAGAGGGUCCCUUCGAUCAAGGCUGUCCCACACCACACACCUGCAACGAGACCAAACACGGUUGCUGUCCAGAUGGCGUGUCACCAGCUACUGGUCCAGAUAAUCAAGGAUGUCCUGAGACCCACUGCGACGAAACUUUAUUCGGUUGCUGUCCUGAUGGAGUCACUGCUGCCGAGGGCAACGACAACGAGGGAUGCACGAAACCUUGCAAUGAAACAGAAUUCGGUUGCUGUCCCGACAACGAAACACCAUCCAGCGGACCUGACAACCUGGGUUGCUGUAACGUCACAGAGUUCGGAUGCUGUCCAGACGGUAUCAAACCAGCCACCGGACCGGAUGGCGAAGGUUGCGAACAGGAGGUUACAACUGUAUCUCCCGUCACGGAUGAAUACGAAACAACCACAGUGCAGGAGGACUGCGCGAACAGUACCUAUGGAUGUUGUCCGGAUAGUGUGUCUUUCGCGACGGGACCGAACUUUGAUGGAUGUGGAGUUAUCAAUACUGAGAAUUGCACUAUAUCGUACUUUGGAUGCUGUCCUGAUGGCGUUUCACCAGCUCUCGGUCCCGACAACUACGGCUGCCGCAUGGCAUGCGACAACAGCACCUACGGUUGUUGCGAUGACGGAGUCACCCCCGCACACGGUCCAAACAGAGAGGGUUGUUGUCUCUCCACACCGUACAAAUGCUGUCCGGAUAAUAUACUACCCGCACGAGGACCAAACUUCUACGGCUGCGGUUGCCAAUACGCGAGAUUCGGAUGCUGUCCUGACAACACCACAGCCGCACGUGGACCGAAUAACGAAGGGUGCGGAUGCAAGUACACCCCUCACGGCUGUUGCCCGAACCGUUUCACUCCGGCCACUGGACCGAAUUACGAGGGUUGUCCGUGUUACACUUAUCAGUUUGGCUGUUGCCCUGACGGUGUCACCAUUGCCAAAGGACCUCAUGGACAGGGUUGCGGUUGCGAGAACACGGAGUUCAAGUGCUGUUCCGACGGCAGAACUCCUGCGAAAGGGCCAAACUUUGCCGGUUGCACUUGCGAUACCUCGAAAUUCGGAUGUUGUCCCGAUGGAGUGGAGGAAGCACAGGGAGAGAACUUCGAGGGCUGUCUUACGGUACCGUCGACUCCUGGAGCAGCGUGUGCCCUCGAGAGGAACCGAGGUCCCUGCAGAGACUUCACCAUCAAAUGGUACUUCGACACGGAGUACGGUGGUUGUUCGCGGUUCUGGUAUGGCGGCUGCGAGGGUAACGAUAAUCGAUUCAAGACGCAGGAAGAGUGCAAGGAAGUUUGCGUGCAACCGAAAGGAAAAGAUGCUUGCUUCCUGCCGAAGAUUUCUGGACCCUGCGAGGGAUACUUCCCUACUUGGUAUUACGACGCUGGCAGAAAACAGUGUGGACAAUUUGUGUAUGGAGGUUGUCUUGGAAAUGCGAACAAAUUCAAAACUAGGGAAGAGUGCGAGGAACUUUGCGUUGUACCUGAAGAUUUGGACCCAUGUGAGCAACCAAAAGAAGCAGGACCCUGCGAAGGCAACUUCACCCGCUGGUUCUUCAACAGCGAAUCCCAAGCUUGCGAACAAUUCAGGUACGGUGGUUGCAAAUCGAACGACAACAACUUCGCCACAGAGAUCGCCUGUCAUCAGCAAUGUCUGCAACCUGGAAGAAGAAGAGUAAAACUGACAGACGUGUGUGCCCUGGAGAAAGAUCCCGGGCCAUGUCCGGGCACGGUGUUGCGCUGGUAUUAUGACGCCAAGCGUCAGAAGUGUAACCGAUUUGUUUACGGUGGUUGUAAAGGCAACGCCAAUAGAUUCCGUACGCUUGCUGCCUGCGAGCAGCGCUGCUCUGUCAAAGAUAGUUGCUUGCUGCCUCGAGCCGAGGGUAACUGCGGGGAGAAGCAAUCUCGAUGGUACUUUGAUCAGUCGGAGAAUCGAUGCAUGCCAUUCUAUUAUACCGGUUGCGGUGGAAAUAAAAAUAAUUUCGAAUCUAGGGACGCAUGCGAGUCCGAUUGCCCGGCUAAAAUUGAGCAAGACACGUGUCUUUUGCCCGCGCUUUUGGGAGAAUGCCACAACUAUACUCAACGAUGGUACUACGAUUCUUACGAACAACAAUGUAGACAAUUCUACUAUGGUGGUUGCGGUGGGAACGAGAAUAAUUUCGUCACCGAAGAGGAUUGUCUUAACAGGUGUCAAACGACGAUUACUACCCCUGCGCCGUCUAGGGAAGUCGAAUUUCGACCAGACUUCUGUUUCCUUCCGGAUGAACACGGUCCAUGUUCUGAUGAUCAAAUUAAAUGGUUCUACGACAGCAGGGAGGGUGUUUGCAAGCAAUUUAGGUUUGGAGGUUGCCAGAGCAAUGGAAACAACUUCAAUUCUCACGAGGAGUGCGAAUAUCGUUGUGGGGAUGUACAAGACCCCUGCUCCCUACCAAAAGUCAUCGGUCCCUGCAGCGGAAUCGUCAGACAGUACUACUACGACCAUCGAGCAGACUCCUGCUACGAAUUCGACUACAGCGGUUGUCAGGGUAACAAGAACCGCUUCCAAGAUAGAGCAUCCUGCGAACAGAGAUGCAAGAGAGGACCAAGUCCAACAGAAGCAGCGAACAUCACCGUCACGGUUGCACCUCGUGUCGAAACAGUCUCAAAGAGUCCUAUUUGUUUCACGCCUGUCGAUCCUGGCUCUUGUAACAACGAUAUCACCGCUUAUUAUUACGAUGCGCAGAAUCAAGCUUGUCAAGCGUUCACUUAUGGCGGUUGCGAAGGAAAUGCGAAUCGCUUCCAGACGGAGGAACAGUGCGAACGACUUUGUGGAAGAUUCCAAGGACAAGAUACUUGCAACCUGCCAGCGGAUCCUGGCGACUGUAGAGGCUCCUUCCGCAAAUAUUAUUACGACCCGGUCAGCCGCAUCUGUCGCGAAUUUAUAUACGGUGGCUGCGAGGGCAACGCAAACAGAUUCAGCACUAUGAACGAGUGCGUAUCGAUUUGCAUUCAUCACGAGGAACCUGUGCCACCUGGAAACGACACGAACCUGUCGAGUUUGUCGAUUUGUAAAGAACCGGUCGACAUCGGGUCUUGCACUUCCGGUUCUACCAAGCGAUUCUACUUCGACGAGGAACAACAAACCUGUAGAGCGUUCAUUUACACUGGAUGCGGUGGAAAUCGUAAUCGAUUCAAGACUUUCGAGUCUUGUAUUAACACUUGUCUCAGCACCACUAACGAGAUCGACGUGGAGUCUGGAAAGAACGUAAAGGACCCUUGCGCUGAAGCUCGCGAGGAAUGCAGCAUUAUUCGUUGUCCUUAUGGCAAGGAAGCCUUCGUGGAUUCUCAGGAUUGCGAACGAUGCCGCUGUGUGGAUCCUUGUAGGACGCAGAUUUGUCCUGAUGGCACUAAAUGCGCCAUUACUUUGGUUGCCACUAAAGAUGGCACGGAAUACAAGGGUGUAUGCAGAUCAGUAACAAAACCAGGCCGCUGUCCAAGAGUAUCGAACAGCACCGGAUGCGAGCAGGAGUGCAUCACGGACGCAGAUUGCACCGGAGAGAUGAAGUGUUGCAACACUGGUUGCGGCACUUCCUGCCUCGAACCAGCAGCGGAAGUUCCUGAGACCUCUCCAAGGCCGUGGGUCACUGCUCCGCCGGCUGGAGCUGAACCCGCGUCGAUAAAGCAGCCUGAAGAGCCUAAAGUCAGCGCUCAAGAGGGUGGAUACGUUACUUUGCAGUGCUUGGCUCUUGGCAACCCGAAACCCACCAUUACAUGGAGAAAAGAUACCACCUUGAUCGGGCCGUCGGAGAACAGGCGCCGUAUACUGCUCGAUGGUUCUCUUCAAAUAAUCAAUCUGUACAGAUACGAUGGUGGAACUUAUGUUUGUACAGCUGACAAUGGUUUGGGACCACCGGUAAGAGCGGAAUACCAAUUAGUAAUAACAGAACCCCAAGAGUUACCAGCAGCGAUCAUCGGUGAGCCAAACAGUCAGAUCACGGUGACCAUGAACUCGCCCAUAUCGCUUCAUUGCUACGCCUGGGGUUGGCCUCGGCCUUUCGUCACUUGGUGGCGAGGUGAUCGCAUGUUGCCAUUGUCGUCGGACAUCUACGAGCAAGAUUCCGAUUACACGUUGCUAAUUCGUUCGGUGACACUGUCGUCGUUAGGCGUGUACACCUGUCAAGCUUUCAACGCGAUCGGCAGAGCUGCAUCUUGGUCGACGACUCUGCAGGCGAUCGGACCUGUUUACAAUGUCCGACCUGAUUUCGAACAGUACUUGAAGUACUUGGUCGAACCUCCUAAAAAACCUGAGAAGCCUCAGUAUCCUUAUAGACCCAACAGAACGCAGACUCCUGAUUACCCGAUCACGUAUACUCCUUUGACUCAUGUACCUACGGUUGCUCCUAUUACGAGAACCACUAUCGAGAUUGGUCGCAGGUUUGCAGUUCCUGUCACAGCGAAUAUAUCGAUAGGACAGAAUCAGUUCCCUGAAGGCAGUGAUAUCAGCAUCACUUGCAACGUCGAUGGUGAUCCGAUUCCUCGAGUAUCGUGGUUCAAGGAUGACGACCCUAUUCAAGCUAAUAAUCGAAUUCAGAUUACCGACGCGAACAGAUUGCUAAUCACCGACGCGAAUCGAGAGGACUCCGGCCGAUACCGUUGCGUCGCCACAAAUGAUUACUACAAAGCCUCGGACACUGUAGAUAUACGAGUCGAUGGUAUCUUCAUCCACCCCAAUUGCCAGGACAACACGUUCUUCGCAAAGUGCGACUUAAUCGUGAAGGCGAGAUACUGCACGCACAAAUACUACGCGAAAUUCUGUUGUCGAUCGUGUACCGAGGCCGGCCAGCUACCCUCGAGGGGGCCUCACCUGAGCACCUCGAGAAGGCGGCGAAGGUAUAUCAUGAAAACGCUCGUCUAAACGUCGAACGGGGAUGAUUCGCGAUAUUCGUGACGAGCAACACGAUCCGGCGAAACAUCGACUGUCAUCCAGAGGAGAUAUGGCGAAAGGAACGACGACGAUUCGAUGACACUUGUGAAAAUUGUGUACCGCGAUCAUCGUGACGUUAAUUCACUGCCAAAGCCUUAGAACGUCUAUAUACAUAGAUACGUUUAAUAUAUAUUAAGGAACAGCGAGACGGAGGGGUCGAUGAAGGUCGACGAUGAAGGUCCACGAGUUGGCGCGUGAAUUCACUGUGGAGACGUUUGGCUACAUUUGGUUACAUUUUGGCAAAUCAGAAUUAAUUUCUUGAGAGUUAAGACCUUGAGAGUUAAGUUCUUGAGAGUUAAGUUCUUGAGAGUUAUUCUUAGAAUUAAAUCACUGAUUGAUUGAUUGAUUGAUUGAUUGAUUGAGUUUAUAAGGGCGACUGCUAUGAUCAUUGGCCCAAAACACUUGAGAGACCAUUUGCCUAACUGGCGAUCUACUGUUCAAAAUGGCGUACAUCUGACCAGUUGUAGCUCUUGUAUGCUCUUCGCGCGCCAACUCGUUGGAGGAGCGAUUCCUUGGUUUAUCGUCGUUGUUUCUUUCCAACGCCGUCGUCCGUAUAUAUACGAUCUGACGCUGAAUCCUAGUCGGUCGAAGCCAUAUUAGGCGGGUUAAUUACUGUCCUCGUGGGACGAGAGGAAGCUCGAUCGAAUCCUCGACACGAUCGAUACUUUCCGAUUUUCUUUUUCCCUUCGUUUUUCUUUUUCCAUCGACGAUCAUCGCUACUCGUCGCUGCGACUGCGUUUUAUGUUGCAUAUACACACUUUGUACACUGUUUGGACAUUUUUGGACAUCUCUCAAUUUUUAUGUUUCGGCAUUUUUGUGCUUUUGUGUCUUUGUAU